ACGCCCCUGUGCCAAUCUUCUUAUUGUGCAAAGUGGUCGUCUCGGGACAAUAAGUUUGUUCAGUCGGUGUAUCGGCUUUUUUCACGAUGAUUACACACGAGUUAACUGAAACCGACGAGGAAACAAAGUUAGUGAUAUGGAUUAAGAUUGGUGAUGUUACGAAGGACGAUAUUAAGAAGGACAAUGCUAAAAAAGAUGAUAAAAUCAAGACUGAUAUUAAGAAGGAUAAAGGUGUAUCAGAACGGACAGUGCUAAAUAUCGUCAGGGAGGCGCGUCUAGUCGAACAGGGUCUCCUCGAUCCGGAGACACUGAAGAAGACACCCAAAAAACGCGUUCGAACUAAGGGAAAGAUCGAGGUUGAUGAAUUUGAUUUGCAAGUUAUCAGACGAAAAAUUCAUGAGUUUUAUGCUUUCAAAAAAGAAGUGCCAACCAUAAACAAAUUGCUCCAAAUUCUUAAAGACGAGAUUAAUUUCAAAGGCUCUCGGGAGACCCUGCGUAAGAUUUUGCGGAAGAAUGGAUUUCAAUUCAGAAAGACGAAGAACAACAAGGAGAAGGAACCAACUCAGGAACCGACGUCGUCCGUGCCCGCUAUGGUGCCGCCCUACAUCCACAACAUGUUCAGUCAUAAAAAUAUAGAGUCGUAGACUUCUGGCGGUAGUAUUUUAGUUUAUUUAUAGGCCUUUGAGUCUUUAAAGAACCUGAGUGCUACGUCUCAAGUCUACGAUACGACGUCUACGUCCGAGGGCUGAACCGAAUCUCCUAUUAUUGUUUGGUAUUACUUUAAUACAUAUUUGGUAUGUGUCUUAUAAAUCAAAGACCAAAUAGAACUGGGUUGUAGAGCAUCUUCAUGGGCACUCGAAACAGGGCUGUGUGUUGCACAAAUUUUGCAGAUUUAAUGUUUUAGUAUUUAUAUAAUUAUUAUUCCGUUAUAUUCUUGGCUAUUUUUCUACCAUUAAAUCAUUUCAAUAUUAACUGAACAGUUUAUAACAAAGCAGACGCACAACUUUUGUUGGCAUAGUUUGAAAAGUGAUGUUUAUUAAAAUAAUGGUCAAAAUGUUUACUUAACAAUUCUAAACUUGGGGACAUUUUCAUAUAAAAUUGAUAGAUGUUUAUUUUCGGUUAUCCUUUUAAGAUCUAUCAUGUCAUCAGCUGUCAGCGCUGUAAAACUUUCUUACCUUGAAUUCAAUCCAAAGUCCACAAGAAAAAAAAAGUGCGUAAUGGAUAAUUCAAAGUAUAUAUUUUAAUUCAAGUCAUAGUCUAAACAUGAGUAAAAUUUCAUCUAAACCCGUUCAUCAGGGAUUACAUUUAUUUCUAAGAAACUUCAAACAUUUUCGCAAACCUUCGCAUUAAUAAUAUUGGUAAGAUAAACGUCGUUAAAACCAAAAAUAUUUUUAGAAUCAUUAUUUCAUGUGGAACACUAACAAUAUUAUGUUAUUUAGUAACCCUCCAGAAAUCGCCGGGCACACGUAAGAUGGUUCGAGUAUGUCUAAGGUGAUCUAAAACCAAGCUCUAUUUGGACAUUGAUUUACGAGGCUCCUUGUAUACGUGCUUCCUGCCAAUGAUUUUUUAUUUCUUGUGAAUGAAAAAAGUUAAAGUAGGAUUUUAGUUCGUAAAUUUGAUAAUGUCUCGGACAUCGUUCUAAACUUGUUUCUAAAACAUGCGUUAAAACAUUUAGGUUUGACCCGAGGUCAAACAUCUGUGAAGACUGAUGACACCCACGCUUUACGUCCAUUCUUUACUCCCUUACAAUAUUUCUUUGAGAAAUUUAUACAUUCCUUAAAAUAAAAAUACAUUUACAAAUUCUAUAUUUUAUUACACGAUGCGAUCUUUAAACUUUACACGAAUACUUGUCUUCAAUUUUACAAGUGGACACUAAAAAUAAUCACGAAAGUAAUCAUCAACUUCAGUCAAGUUCCCUAAAAAUCAUUCAGCAUUACAAUUUACUCCCAGUUCUCCACUUAUUCCGAUCAACAUUGAAUCAACUACGUCAUCGAGUAAACAUUCGGCUGCCAAAUUCCUUCCUUCAAGUUCUAAUGGUAUUCUGUCCGUCAAUCUUUCUAAGGAUCUUCUACUUCUGGACCAUUUUAAAUUUAAAUCUUCAAUUUGGUCCUUUAUUAUUUCUCCCAUAUGUUUUCAUGAAAUCUCUUCAAUUCUCAGUUAUAUGUGCCCUUUUCUCAUUAGGACAUUCUGAGUUCAUAUUGUGUUUUAUUUCCACGUGCCAUGCGUUUGGUAGAUUGGUUAUUCCUCCUGUUAUUUGAGUCCUUACCUGGCCUCAAGUCCCUCGUCCUAAACUUUACACCCAGCGUACUUAAACAAUUUAUAAAUCAAUAAGUUUCUUUAUAUAAUUUGUGAACGCACACGGGUGAGCCUGGGUUUCAUCACUGUCUCGUCGAGUUGGUGAAACAUUGGCAGAAGCAUAUGAAUAAAAUGCUCGAAACAACUAGCCCUCCGACUGUAAACAGAUAUUGGCACAGUUAAUUUUUUUGUACCGAUUCUGUUCAAUAAUACUGUUGACCUCUUAAUUUGUAAAUAAUUUCUAAAUUAGUAAAUAUAUGUUUUAGAUUUUAAUGCAUUCAUAUUGUUUAUAUUGUAAUUAUUUUAGGAAACAAAAAUAACAGUUAUAUCAUUAAUAUCGGACUACUUAGUUUAAGGUACAUUUUAAUAUUCUGAAUGAAUUUCUAUGGAAUAUUUUAUUUAAGUUGUAAGUUUAUCAGUUUUCGAUGUUUAUGUUUAGGCUGUAAUUGCGAGUGUUGAACAAAAAAUGGGGAGAGCGAGGCAACAGUAUGAAUGAAUCAGUUCGGAUCUGGGUGCGCGGAGCGGUGAGCGGUGACCCGGGCGCAGCUGAGGGCCUCUCAGCGGUCGCGGCCCGAGGUAAAUGUCACAACGCUAACUCAAACUCAGUAGCGCCGCGGCGCCGCUCCGUCGCUCGCAGAAUCGAUCGGAAUAUUUAGUUGUAUCUCAGUUGUGUAUUUUUUGAGGGUAAUCUUUAAACCCUGGGGAAUUAUUCCCCCUAGGUAUCAGAGGGAUUGCGGCUGAUUCCAAUCGUCCUGUAAUAUGCAUGACGGUAGAAUUGCGUGCAUUUUGAUUUUUGAUAUCAGCCGACAUAUAUAAGUGUAUAAGUGUGUAGCUCUAACGUGUAAACCGAGUGUCGAUUUUGUCCACUCGAAUGUAUCAUUUGGAAUCGUAAUAUUAUAUCAAAAUAAACUGAGACAGUAAAGUUCGUGGA
Molecule: messenger RNA, 3226 nt
Organism: Manduca sexta (tobacco hornworm)
Lineage: Eukaryota; Metazoa; Arthropoda; Insecta; Lepidoptera; Sphingidae
Exons: 2
Coding region: 87-644 (185 amino acids)
Source: RefSeq, a predicted model, not a curated record